Molecule: messenger RNA, 1350 nt
Organism: Talpa occidentalis (Iberian mole)
Lineage: Eukaryota; Metazoa; Chordata; Mammalia; Eulipotyphla; Talpidae
Gene: MRPL2
Product: mitochondrial ribosomal protein L2
Exons: 7
Coding region: 239-1156 (305 amino acids)
Biological process (GO): cytoplasmic translation
Cellular component (GO): ribosome
Molecular function (GO): RNA binding; structural constituent of ribosome
Source: RefSeq, a predicted model, not a curated record
UCCGCGGGGCGGGGCCUAUGGUCCAGUCACGCGACCUCGUAGAAGUCCGAGGAUUGGCUCUGGUCUAGCGAAAGGCAGAAAGGAGGUGUGGCUCCAGCUGCUGUCGGAUUCUCGGCCCGCCUCCUUAACGUAGGAGAGAGCGACGGCAUUUGCAACCGUUAGCGUCAUCCGUCAGCGCCGGGAGACCUGGCUGAAGGUAAUGGUGGCCUGCUGAGCCCCGUGGAGCCUGGCCACAUUCAUGGCCCUGCGGGCACUAACCCGCGCUCUGGGUUCCCUGAGCCUGACGCCCCCGGCCGCUGUUCCAAGCCAGAGCCUGUUCCCGGGCUCCCAGGUAACAAAUAAUGCCGUCCUCCAGCUGCCCUUUGCCUCGAUGUUGCUCCCCUGCCGCCCAUUCCUUACAUCUGUGGCUCUUAGUGCCAACCUUGGGUCCUGGAAGAGUCGUACCAAGUAUACGGUUACACCAGUGAAGAUGAGGAAAUCUGGGGGUCGAGACCACACAGGCCGAAUCCGAGUGCAUGGUAUUGGUGGGGGCCACAAGCAACGUUAUCGCAUGAUUGACUUUCUGCGUUUCCGGCCUGAGGAGGAAACCAAGCCAGGACCCUUUGAGGAGAAGGUCAUCAUCGUCCGUUAUGAUCCCUGUAGGUCGGCAGACAUAGCUCUGGUUGCUGGGGGCAAACGGAAACGCUGGAUCAUUGCCACAGAAAACAUGCAGGCUGGAGAUAUAAUCCUGAACUCUGAUCAGAUAGGUCGAAUGGCAGUUGCUGCCCGGGAAGGGGAUGCACAUCCUCUUGGGGCCUUGCCUGUGGGGACACUUAUCAACAAUGUGGAGAGUGAGCCAGGCCGGGGGGCCCAGUAUAUCCGAGCCGCAGGAACCUGUGGUGUGCUGCUACGGAAGGUGAAUGGGACAGCCAUCAUCCAGCUACCUUCUAAGAGGCAGAUGCAGGUGCUGGAAACCUGCACAGCAAUAGUGGGACGAGUAUCCAACGUUGAUCAUAAUAAACGAGUCAUUGGCAAGGCCGGGCGGAAUCGCUGGCUGGGCAAGAGACCUUCCAGUGGACUAUGGCAUCGCAAAGGGGGCUGGGCAGGCCGAAAGAUUCGACCACUGCCCCCCAUGAAGAGUUAUGUGAAUCUUCCCACAGCUGCUGCCCAAAGCUGAUGUCUGGACUUUAAUAAAAUGACCCCCUAUUUUAUCGGUUACUGUUUUGGCGGGGAGCGGGAAGGUACAUACUGCACCCGGUAAAGGAAAGGCGCAAACAAGUGUGGGUAAGAAGCAAGGAAAGAAUACGGAGCAAAGACUGAGACUACACCCCCUCAUUUGCAGCCAUCCUCCUGGCCUCAGCUCCUUUAUAU